Aspergillus udagawae is the source of this 885-nucleotide messenger RNA. RefSeq lists its product as uncharacterized. The record is from RefSeq and is a predicted model, not a curated record. The transcript is spliced from 3 exons. Bases 1 to 885 code for a protein of 294 amino acids. NCBI's taxonomy places the organism in Eukaryota, Fungi, Ascomycota, Eurotiomycetes, Eurotiales, Aspergillaceae.
AUGCUCGUUUUCGCCUCUCAACUGAUUAAGCAACCUCUCAACUCCAUCCCAAUUACUAUGAAGGCCAACCCAAUGCCGUCUCCCUCGGUGGACCAUACUCGCAUCGCGAUAGCUGAAGUGACCAUCUUCUCCCUCAUUCAGUUGGUACAAUUUGUCACAAGGUUCAUGCAAGAAUGGAAGUACUGGCACCACAGAAGGGAGAGAAGUGUCCGCAGAUGCGUGCUGUACUCCUGGUUUGGCAUGCUGGGGUUUUUGGCGCAGCUUCGAAUUGCGGGUUCCGCGAUGGCGAUUGCUGUUUCCAAUCCGAGCAAGUCGGUCUGGACGGCAGAGAUCAUUCUGCAAAGUAUCGGACUAUCACCUCUUUUGUUUGAGGUGAGCCUUGUCCUACUGCGAAGUGGACAAGCUGGAGGACGCGGUCCCGGAAACACAAGGUACCCAAAACAUUUGCGUUUCCUGCUUCACGCCUUUCGCUUCCCAGUCAUCAUUUCUCUGGUCUGUGCCGUGGUUGGUGAGACAAUGGAUAUUUCUGCCUGUAGGGAUAUCGGCUCGGGCGUCUUCGUCAUUACCUUUGCAUUUAUCAUUGGUCUCGUACUUUGGAUUGCAGUCGCCUACCGCACGGUUCUGCCCAGAAACGGCCGCCGCGUCGUGAUGCUGGUCCUUGCCACUAUGCCGUUCUUGGCCGUUAGAAUCGCCUACUUUCUGCUGGGUGAGUUUGGGUCGGAGGAAUUCAAUGCUCUCACUGGCAAGGAGGGGAUCAAAGUUGGUAUGGGUCUGUUAAUGGAGAUAAUCGCCACAGUGCUCCUGUUGUUAUCACGAGGCACAAUGGAGCCAUUUCCAUCCAAGGAUCUCCAUGCCGAGGAACUUGAGAGGGACGACAGGCCUUGA